Messenger RNA from Astyanax mexicanus (Mexican tetra), 684 nucleotides. RefSeq names its product heat shock protein, alpha-crystallin-related, b11 (gene hspb11). The coding region runs from base 135 to 539 and encodes 134 amino acids. Gene Ontology annotation, biological process: intraciliary transport. Gene Ontology annotation, cellular component: intraciliary transport particle B; cilium; centrosome. The record is from RefSeq and is a predicted model, not a curated record. NCBI's taxonomy places the organism in Eukaryota, Metazoa, Chordata, Actinopteri, Characiformes, Acestrorhamphidae. The transcript has 5 exons.
ACAGCCGCUGCUUAGCAACGCUCUGCGCUCAGCGUUAUAUUUACUGUCCGGACAGUAACACGGGCUUGGCUUUAGGAAGCCGUUAGUUAGUGAGUUAACUAGUUAUUUAACCUGUUUAUCUCGGUAAAACCAGGAUGAUUAACACCGCGCUCAGCUCGUUUGGUGCUCAGGUCGUGUUGGCUACGUCCAGUGAUGAGAAUCACCCACCAGAAAACAUACUAGACGGGAAAACGGAGACGUUCUGGCUGUCCACGGGCAUGUUUCCCCAAGAGUUCAUCAUUCGCUUCCCAGAUAAUAUGAAAGUAUCACUUAUCUCCGUUCACAGUUUUAAUGUUAAACAUCUAAGGAUAGAGAAAAACACUCUAGAAGAGGCAGAUAAGUUUCAAGUCAUGGCAGAGAAAGAGUUUGAACAAACAGAGAACAGUCUACAAACCAAUGAUAUUUCUGUUGAUGGCUCACAUGCAACACACUUGCGGUUCCUCAUCAUCUCUGGAUAUGAUCAUUUCGUCUCGGUGCACAAAGUCAGUGUAGAAGCAUAAAAAUACCCUUUUCUAAGAUACCAGAAUUUACAUUUUUCUACAUUUGUAUAACAGCUGUUUUUGAAUUGUACAGGAGUGUCUUAAAAAUUACAUGUCUUAAAAACAGUAAUUAUGUUUUAUACUGAAUAAAAAUGUUUUAAAUAAA